Molecule: messenger RNA, 3924 nt
Organism: Cololabis saira (Pacific saury)
Lineage: Eukaryota; Metazoa; Chordata; Actinopteri; Beloniformes; Belonidae
Gene: ccnf
Product: cyclin F
Exons: 17
Coding region: 196-2544 (782 amino acids)
Biological process (GO): mitotic cell cycle phase transition; regulation of cyclin-dependent protein serine/threonine kinase activity
Cellular component (GO): cyclin-dependent protein kinase holoenzyme complex; nucleus; centrosome
Molecular function (GO): protein binding; cyclin-dependent protein serine/threonine kinase regulator activity
Source: RefSeq, a predicted model, not a curated record
ACAACUUGUUUAGACAUUAGACAGUUACUACAGGAAAGCAGACACCGAAACAGUGUUUUAUUUGUUUUCUCAUUGUAAAUCGUAUAUUAUUGUUUAUAUAUGUAACAUUGACGUGCAUCGUGACAACGUUUAACUCGCUUCUUAUUGCUGGUAUCGCUGCUCACUGCUGCCUCAGGACAGAUUACUGCUCUUGCAAUGAAUGCAGGCGUUGUCCACUGCCGUUGUGAAAAAUGCUACACCGUUCCAGCCCGAAAGCGGGUCCGUAAACGAUCUCCAGCCCUGACCUUGUUGUCUCUGCCUGAGGAGAUUGUUCUCUGCGUGCUGCAGUAUCUCUCUGCAGAUGACCUCCUAUCCGUCAGAGCUGUUCAUUCCCAGCUGCGGGACAUUGUUGACAACCACUCCAGUGUCUGGGCUAGGGUCAGUUUCAGAGACACGUGGCCCACCCCCAACACCUUAUGGCUGUAUGAAAGAGCUGCUGAGAAAGGGAACUUUGAGGCUGCUGUAAAGCUUGGGAUUGCUUAUUUGUACAAUGAAGGACCAUUGCUGAGUGACGAGGGCCGGGUUGAUGUUUGUGGUCGAAAGGCUUCGCAAUUCUUCAGUAUAGCAGAGAGUCUGCGUUCUCCCAAAGUGGAUCCCUUCACCUGGGUGUUCAUCCGUCCACCGUGGUCGCCCAGUGGCAGCUGCUGUAAAGCCGUGGUGUUUGAUCGCCUGAAGGCUGAGAGUGAGACCAACCCGGAGAAAAGGGGCCCCUUGUUGCACUGUUUGGCCAGAGUGCUGCUGCUGUUCGAAGAUGACGAAAAACAUUCAGAAGUGAUAUCGAUGUUGGAAGAGUCGUCACGGGCCGGCUGUCUGCAGAGCUCGUACCUGCUGUGGGAGCACAGUCGUGGAAAAGCUAUAGCAGAUCCAGGAAGGUACCUCAAGUGCAUUCGAACCCUCAGGGACUAUGCUGGCAAAGGAUGCUGGGAGGCACAGCUGUCCCUGGCCAAAGUGUGCGGCAGUGGAAAUCCCCUGCGUUUGGAGUCCGGGGCCCGGUCCGACUUAGUGGCUCAGCUCUUCAGUUCCUCUAAUCCCGUGUCACGACCCGGCUCUCAGGGAACCCUCAGACAAGACAUCAGUGACAGCAUGAGAUACAUCCUGGUGGACUGGCUUGUGGAGGUGACGACCAUGAAGGACUUUUCCAGCCUGACGUUACAUGUGACGGUGGGCUGUGUGGACCGCUACCUGGCUCUGUGGUCCAUCCCGAAGGGUCGCCUUCAGUUGUUAGGAAUCGCCUGCAUGGUCGUUUGCACACGAUACAUCAGUAAAGAAAUCCUGACCAUACGUGAGGCGGUUUGGCUCACAGACAACACAUACAAAUAUGAGGAUCUGGUCCGAAUGAUGGGAGAGGUCGUGUCUGUGCUGGAGGGAAAGAUCAGAAGUCCGACGCUGCUGGACUACGGAGAGGUGCUACUCUUUUUGUUCCCUCCGGAGAGGCGAACCGCUCACUUGUUCAGCUACAUCUGCGAGCUGUCGCUGCUCUACUCUGCCCUCACCACUCCACCUCCUGCCAAACUGGCUUGUGCUGCACUACUCCUUACACGGGCACUACAUUACUAUGGCCCCGUCUGGCCAGCUCUGCUCGUAGAAUACACAGGCUUUUCCAAGCAAGAUCUUGUUCCCCUUUCCGUGCUGCUCUAUGUCAAGUGUUUCAGUCAAGAUGUUCCCAAAGAUAACCGGCACACGUCUCUCACCGGGGUUAAGCAGCGGUUUGAAGAUGAGGCCUACCAGCAAAUCAGCAAAGAAAAGGUGAUGGAUUUUAAAGAGCUCUGUCAGAUCUUGGAGAUUCCUGAAGUUGAGCCCCAGAUGGAGCCUCCCAGUCCCACUGCCGGUCAACCAGCGGACAUCCACACCUUCCUGGCCUCUCCAUCAAGCACUAACAAGAAGAGACGUGACGACGGCAUGCAGGACCACAGGGGGAGCUUUGUGACCACGCCGACAGCAGAGCUGUCCAAUCAGGAGGAGAUGCUGCUGGAGGGCAUCCUGGACUGGAGUCUGGACUCUUCUUGCUCUGGUUACGAAGGAGACCAGGAGGAAGAGAGCGAGACGGAGAAAGAUGGUGAUUCUUCUAUGAUCUCCAUCAAACUGCAUCCGCUGGGUGAUGAAGACAACAGACUAGAGCAUUGCCGAGCUCUGUCCAGCGACGAAGACAGCUUCUGUGAAGCCAAAGGUGAGACGAACAAGAAGUGCCAAGGCCAAGAAACCUUCCCCUUGUCCACAGACCAGCACAGCUCAGGAUACUCCUCUGUCCAGAGUGUUAGCCCCUCAUCUAUAUGCUCGUCCUCCCUCAUGCCCUCCACGUUCAAGACAUUAACAACCUCCGUUAAGGCCACCUCUGCCAAUGCCCAGCCAGGCUUUCGCCUCCUAGUGCCCAUGCAGAGGCCUCGCGGCACCUCCACCAAACAAGUAAAGAGGAAGAACAUGGCAGCUCAUAGUGGUGGUGAAGUAGAAAGAGAAGAGGAUUUGGAAGGACAAUAUCCUGCCAAUUCAGGAUUUCUCAGCUUGUAGAUGAUUGUUUCAAUGACAACCUGUCCAGUUUCAAACCUCCAGCACUUUUUUGUUUUGUUCUCGAUAUUGUUCCUCUUGACUGUGAGUCUUCACUGGUCAAAUGCAAGAAGAUUGAAAAAACUUUGAAGCUAAGAGCAAGAAAAGGAAAGCAAACGAGUCCUUUCUGUCAUGCCACGUUUCACUAACGUAUUUACAGUAUGAGGCUAUAAAAAAAAAAAUACCUCCCAUAAGUCAAGACUCGCAGACUGCUGGAUCAUAACAUGACUUUCCUCAGCAGCCUUGUACGAUGGUUGCCACUUCAGCUUCUACAACAACCUAUCUCAGAUCAUAUGUGAUAGUUGUAAAAGAAAUGAAACUUCAUUAAUUUACUUUUUUCAGGAGAAAAGGUGUUUAUUAAAAAGUUUGGCACUCGUGUUUUUGUGAUAUUUUAGACCAUCAAAGAUGUAUGUGCACUAUUUGUACAAGAAUGAGUCUUGUACUCGGUGAAUUUUUGUGAUUUAAAAUGUGAUUUUCAUCUAGUUGAUGAAAAUAACUGCAUCUAAAGCCUACAAGAACAUGAUUGUAGCAAUUUGCCUUGCUCAGUUUGUUCAUCAUUUGAUAUGCUUUACAAAGGUACUGUGGUGUCAUUUGUUUUGUUUUGUUCUUCAGGAUUCAAGUGAAACAGAGCUGUAAACUGAGUCAUUUAGUUGCGUGAAUUGACUAUAGCCAAGUUAUACACCAGCUGUGCUGUUGAUGAAUGUUGUUUUUAUUACCUGUGGCACACUAAUCCCAUCUGGAGCCCUCAUAGAUGUUGACGUAUUCACUAAGAGCAAGGAAUUAUGAAUCACUAGCUGGAUGACCUCAUAUAAACCUCAGUUUAUUGUCCAACUGUGUCUUCUUUUUUUUAAUACUUUCUCAAUUGGAUUAUUCGGCAAAGUUUGUGUUGAAGAAACACACCUCGAAAUGAAAUUCACAAAAACAGUUUUCCUCCUAUCUGAAUCAGGUCGAGCACUUUUCUUAUUAAAAUUCUAAUUCAAAUGUGAUGCUUUAACAAUCAGUACAGAAGUAUUUUUAGUGAAUUUUCCUUUUUGCAUUAUUUUGUUUGCCAGGACACAAAUGGAAGUUAAGACACUAGAGGACAUUUUUUGAGGUUUUAAAAGUACUGUAUACCUCAUUCAGGAUACAGCGUGUGUAACGUCUCAAUGACUGUGACUGACUGUAAAUAUGUUUUGAACUGUUACUCCAUAUCUGGUCAUACAUGCUAUCUUGUCUUCAUGAAUUUACAUAUAUAAAUGUAUAAAUGUGUCACAGCUACUUGAACCCAUUUGUGCUUCAUUCCAAAAAGGCAGUUUUUCUUUGUGAAAGUUUGUUUUGUUUUUCUACAGUUCAUUGUUUUUUCAU